Scatophagus argus is the source of this 1866-nucleotide messenger RNA. It is a transcript of the gene fam185a, whose product is annotated as family with sequence similarity 185 member A. The coding region runs from base 186 to 1349 and encodes 387 amino acids. NCBI's taxonomy places the organism in Eukaryota, Metazoa, Chordata, Actinopteri, Scatophagidae. The record is from RefSeq and is a predicted model, not a curated record. The transcript is spliced from 8 exons.
AUUAUGCUUUUAGUCUGAAAACUCGUAGCGGAAGUAUUAGCAUUGUGCAAACUGUACAAAUGUGCUUGAGACAACCUGAAUGGCAGAAUGGCAGCGUGUGUAGUCCAGUACGUCUGUGUUGUUUAUUAGCUCCAUCAGCAGCGGUGUGAGGUGUGGAUGAGCUGCUUUACCGCAGGGUAACAGAGAUGUCUUGGAGCUCCGCAGGUCUGAGGGGAUGUGUCGGACUUCUCCGAUGCCGGUCCUUCACAGUCAGCAACAGGGCAUUGACAACCCCUGAGUGCCCUUUGUAUACCUCACGGUUCUUCACCACGUCUGCUCGUUCCAAGUGUCCAGCACAAGAGGACGUAAAUCAGCCUCUGAAGCAGUGGGCCCUGGAGGUGAGCCCCUUCCUCACGGUGCGGGCACGGCUGGCCUGCAGCAUCUCCGUCCGCCCGCUGGACCCGCACGCCUUCCCGGAGGCUGACCGAGCCUACAUCACGGUCCAUGGCACAGACACCGAGCAGGAGGUCGGUCUGGAUCACUUACACGUCCACUACGAUGAUCAGAGCAAAGAGCUGCUCAUCUCAGCCGAGAAGGUUAACAGCAGCGUGUCGAUUGAUCUCACUGCACCUAUAAAAAGUAAUCUCUUCAUUGCCACGCAAGGGAAAGGCAACGUGCAAGUGAAGAAAAUGGAGUGUGAUAUCUGCAAGGUGCAGACAGACGAGGGCAACUGUUUUCUGCACUCUGUCAAGAGUCACCAGGUUGAGGUCAAGUCCCAUGGAGGACACAUUACAGGUGCAGGCACUAUCCAUGGCAACGUGGACAUCAGCACAUGCAGAGACAGUGCAGUGAAUGUCAAGAAGCUCCAGGGCACCAAAAUGAAUGUCUCAACAGAGGGCGGCCCCCUGAAGGUCAAAGCCAUCUAUGCCGAGUCCAGCUGUGUCUCCUCCUGUUCUGGCAGAAUCGAACUGGGGCAUGUACACGGUACUGCCACAGUGAAGAAUGUGUCCGGAGAUACAGUUAUUGAUGGUUCAAAUAGUUUCCUGAAGAUUUCCUCUCACAGCGGAGGCAUUGAUGUCUAUGUGGGAGAUGGCGGCAGUGCCGAACUUCACACUCGGGAAGGAGCAGUGAGUGUGCGUGUCCCCUCCUUGGUGAAAGCUGGGGUGGAGCUCUGCGGAGCGUCGGUGGAUAUCAGCCCAGAGGUUGUUCUGCAUGGAGAAGAAAACAACACAACUGAAGGCCAAACCACAGUUACUGGCUACAUAAAUGGGGAGUCUCCAGUGGAGCAGUGGGUUAAAGCUCGGGCAGACAGAGGCUCUGUCACACUGAAGACACAAAGCUGGUUUGAGUCCCUGAAGCUGGGGAGCUGAAACAUGAGUGACAAAGUUUUGGCUUGUAAUGCUGCAUCACAUUCUUGGGGCUUUAGACUUACGGACAGAGCCAGAUAUUUACUGGCGCUCCUCAAGACUUGAUGUACUUUUACCUGAUUCAAGUAUUCAAAACUCAGGAUCUACUGUGCUUCCAGGGUGAACAUCAUGUAUCAUCUAUACAGUGUAACAAAUAUUUGCAUAUGUUCAAAAUCACUGUACAAACAGAGUCUGGAAAGCACACUGGACAACUGCACAUCAGUGUUGGUCUGUGAUGAGCUGUCAAGGGGUUUGAAUGUUAAUUAGAAACUGUUUGCUCAUUUGUCUGUAUGUUUACUGUGUGUUAAUGUAUAUCUUCUGUGCAGCAUGUAAAUAACGUGAAAAUAAUUAUCUCAAAACUGACAAAAGCGUGGGAGGUGUUUUUUCAUCAAGAGGCAAAUUCAGUUAUAGUUACAAAAAAAAAAAAAAAAGAAUCUGGCUCUGAAUGACAAAAGCUAAGACAUUUUAACCUAAGCUCAAA